GCGAGUUCAGGCGUGGGACAUAAAAAAUGAUAAGAGUGUAAUUUGUCUUAUCAUUUACAAAUGCGCAAAUCACUUAAUUUCAAGCAUCACACCAGGACGGGCCCAUUGCGGAGGAACCAUGCCGAAAGUGAAAGGUCUAUUGGAGCGUCUCAAUGAUGGCGAAUACGUCAUUGUCGCGGAAGGCUACCUUUUCGAGUUUGAAAGAAGGGGCUAUCUCACCGCCGGGCCUUAUACGCCCGAGGUCGUGCUGGAACACCCCCAUCUCGUCAAGAACAUGCACGAGGAGUUUGUCCACGCCGGCAGCGAUGUCGUUCUUGCUUUCACGUAUUAUGGAAACCGAGAGAAGAUGCGUCUGAUCGGUUGGCAAGAUCGUGUAGAGGAGAUGAACCGGGAGGCUCUACGCCUCGCCAAGGAGGUGGCUGACGAGACGGGUACACUGAUGGCUGGGAACAUUUGUAACUCGACCUACUACAAUCCGAAUGAUGAGUCGACAUGGGAGGACAUCCGCCAGGGAAUGGAGCAACAAGUUGAAUGGGCUGUCGAAGCAGGUGCUGACUAUAUAUUGGGGGAAACAUUCUUUGAAUACGGCGAAGCAAAGAUGGCGCUGGAAGCUAUCCUAAAGAAUGGACAAGGGAAGCCAGCAGUUAUGACCUGUGCGCCGUCGGUUACCGAUAACGUCCUGUCCCAGUCCAUGUCAAUGGUCGAGGCUUGUCGCUUGUUGGAGGAGCAGGGGGCGGACGUGAUCGGCCUCAACUGUGCUCGUGGACCCCAGUCAAUUUUACCCAUGAUUAGAGAGGUCAGGAAUGUCUGCAAGGGCCACAUUGCCUGUCUCCCAGUACCAUAUCGCUGUGAUGCUGAGCACCCAACCAUGCAGACACUCAAAGGACAUGACACAGGUACUCGGGCUUUUCCAAUCGACCUUGACGAAUGGUUUGUCGGGCGAACUGGGGUGGAGAACUUCACCAAGGAAUGCAUGGACAUCGGUGUCAAGUACCUUGGUCUGUGCUGCGGGGGCUCCGCACACACUCUUCGGACCAUGGCGGAGACAGUCGGGAAGAAACCAGCUGGAAGCAGGUACGCGCCCAAGAUGGAACUGCAUACUCACUUCGGUGAUAAAAAGCGUGGAGUUGUCACGUACGAUAUGUCCAUCAGGGAUCAGAUUGAGGGUGGCAUGAACAAAUAGUGAAAACGUCGGUGAUCAUAGACCAAGUCUUAUCAUAUAGACGGUAGCUCAAAUACUCCUGCACUAACAUUUUUUGCAAAUUGUGGUCCCAGAAUUAGGUCAGAUAUACAUGGAAUUUCAAGGGAAGAAAAUUCUAAUUUCUUAACAACACGGACAUAUAUAAAUACAUGUGGAGGCCAAUGGUUUCGGCAAAUCUAGUCCGAUCACACGACAUUGUAAAUGACAGAAGCCCGCUGUCAAUAAUCUACAUUUGUUUGUCAUCGUUCAGACGGCGACAUGACAAUUGUUCGUAUGCAGAAUGCACUUCUGUAAGCUAUGUCCGUCACUUACUUCAAUAGAUGUAGUAUAUAAUUCA
Messenger RNA from Lineus longissimus, 1538 nucleotides. RefSeq names its product betaine--homocysteine S-methyltransferase 1-like. The transcript is spliced from 7 exons. Gene Ontology annotation, molecular function: methyltransferase activity; zinc ion binding. Bases 119 to 1183 code for a protein of 354 amino acids. The record is from RefSeq and is a predicted model, not a curated record. NCBI's taxonomy places the organism in Eukaryota, Metazoa, Nemertea, Pilidiophora, Heteronemertea, Lineidae.